Messenger RNA from Malus domestica (apple), 1638 nucleotides. The record is from RefSeq and is a predicted model, not a curated record. NCBI's taxonomy places the organism in Eukaryota, Viridiplantae, Streptophyta, Magnoliopsida, Rosales, Rosaceae.
AAUGCGGCAGAGCGAAUUGGCCAGCAAUAUAGGCCUGACCUUUUACUUGAUCAGCUUCCUUGGAUAAAGAUUCCAAAAUCGAUUCCUGAUUUUCUGCUUAUUGAAAUUGGGGAACGUUCCACCAAGGAUGUGUUUAUUUAUGCAUUUGAAUCUGUUCGUAUUGUGACCAAGAAGGUUUACCCUACCUUGUCCCCACAUUUUCCUGCCUGGGAGUUCCUCAAUACUUCUUUCCUAGCUAGCACUGUUCAACGUGAUGUUGAGACCAUUUUGCGCUCUCCCAUUACCUUGUUAACUGGCACUUUUGUAGGGGUAAGUUUGUGUGCUAUGGAUACUUUUUUAAGGAUGCUUAGGCAAGCACCGAAGUGGGAAUUUUUUGUUAGCAGGAAGCGAAGUCAUCCAAGUGGACCGAGAGCUGUAUUCCAAGGAAGGUUCCUUUGUUAUCAUAUUCAGCAGUUAUUUUUUAGGAAUGACCACAACCUGGAAUACUUCCAGCAGUGGGAUUGGCUACAAUUGCACUUUUUGUUGGGUAAUACUUCGGUGGUUCAACAUGUUUUGAGCUCAAAACAAAUGUUUGCUGUGAAAGCGGAGCUAAUGGCACUUGCUCACCAUGAACAACAAAAUGGACUUUCCCUUUCUUCCAAAGAUUUACAGGACAGUGGCAUUUAUCAUUCUUUCAUAGUCAAAGAGCUGUCACUUUUGGCAGAGUUGAUGCAAUCUUGUGUUGACGAUGCCAAUUUGUCUGAUGCAUCACUACUUACUCCGAGGAUGUAAGAUUAUUAUUCGAUCAACACCAAAUUGGAUGAUACCUCCUUCCAGAAUGUAGCAUGCUAUAAAUUGAAGAUCAUUUUGGGUCUUUGUUCAAUAGCAUUAUAUGCAUCAAGUUCAUUAAGGCCCAAGUUCUUCGGUUAUAUCACUUUUUUGGAUUUUUGGAAGCUAGUGUGCUUGUGGAAUGCUAGAUGAUUUGGGAAUUUAGCAUUUUCACUAAGCGUAUAUGCAGGUACAUAUUCAGCAACUGAGGUCAAGUUAGCUAGGAUUGAAUUGGCACUCCUCUGUUAUCUUCUCUAUCCCUUGCCAGCCAUGGUUUUUAGGCUUUCAGCUUUUGUCAAACCAAAGGAGAGGUUGAAUACCAGUCUAUGAGAUGUGUGCUUCAUGGCUCCUGUACUUCUACAGAGAUCAUGCAUGGGGUAGAAGCACAACUUGGUAGGCUUGGUUCAAAACUUUGUUUGGCAGCCAAUUUUCUUGUGGUCUGUUUUGAGAAUCACACUGCACUGGUUUUGGAGGCCUCUAUCAUGAUACUUUUUAGGGUGUGCUAUCCACACACCUCUUUUUACUUCUCACAUACACCAUUUAUUAAUUUCUGUCUGUUGAUCUUUUUCAAUUCAUCUGAUCCGACGACCGAAAAUUCUAAGUGUGUGUGAGAAGUAAAAAGGGAUGUGUGGAUAUCACACCCCUACUUUUUUUGGAACCCCAAGGUUUGGGAGAACAAGCAGUGCAAGCCUCUAUAUGCCAACUUGACGACAUAAGGAUAUGCCUCAUUUUAAGGGGGAGGGAUUGUUAGGACCCUUUGGGCUGAAGGAAAUUUUGUGAAAAACAUGUUCAUUUGAGCAAUAUCUAUGACAUGCAAUUAACAUUUAAAGG